This is a messenger RNA of Odocoileus virginianus texanus, 1075 nucleotides long. Lineage: Eukaryota; Metazoa; Chordata; Mammalia; Artiodactyla; Cervidae. The record is from RefSeq and is a predicted model, not a curated record.
GCCCGCCCCACCUCCCUGGUCCCGCCUUCCUUGCGCGUCUCCCGGGCAAAGUGCCAAGCUGCUCACCGCGUCUGCGCAGGCGCUCACUCCGCGUCUGCGCGCGCUCAUAAGACCAUGGAUCCCGAGUGGACUCACAUUCCGGAGUUGCUCGCUAAAGCGGAAGGCGAAAACUCAGCGGUUGGCCAGCAGCUCCGGCCCUCGGUCACAUGGAACCUAGACUCGCCCAUUGCCGGUAGGGUCGCUCCUCAGGCGACCACCAGUUCUGGCACCUACCCGGCGUCGGCUUUCUUCCGGCACAGUUGGCUCCGUAACCGCCGGGACACUCACGUAAGGAGCCAGCCGAAGAUUUGCUUCCUGCGGCCGCGGACCGCGCAGCCGCUGGUUCUCUUCAGCUUAAUGAAUUCCAGUGAAACAGCAGUGAAAAAAUUUUUACCCAGGAGCCACUUAUCUCGGGUGAUAAUACGUGACAACCUCAGUGCACAGCGAAUCUAUGAGAUGGAGAUAAGAGCUGCAGACAAGACCAAGAAAAAGAUGAGCCACUUGUAUGACCACCUGAAAAAGAAAUUCAUGACAGACCAGCUCAGAAAGUUGGGGCGCUGGCGACGGGAAUCCACGAACAUCCGGGAGUACCUGGAUAGCAUCCGAGGAAGCAAGGUCCCAUUAAAAGCUCAGCCUAACAGGAAAGAUCAGCCACCCUAGUCAAGGCAGAGUGGUCCAUCCUGGGGCCAUGACAACGCUCGGCUGACCAGUGACAAGCUGGAAGUGAGCCAGUCUACACCAUUGUAGAACAGCAAUAAAUGAGACCCGUGGAUGGUGGAGCACAAAGCCCCUUGGCAGUGCUGCUGUUUCUUGCCCAGUCCCGUCCCCUCCUUUUCUGGUGAAGGCAAUCCGGAUAGUCCUGUAGCUGCCCAAGUGGAAAGGACUGAAUCAAGCCGGCUUCCAAGGUUAAGGCAGAGAUUGACCUCUGGUACCCUGGUGCAUUGCACUGGUGCAAUGCACGGCCAGGUGUGCUGGGACAGUGGUACCUUGCAUAGGAAGGGCUUGGUAAUGCCACUGCCUGGCAUUCCAGUGGUGA